AAGGGAAACUGGGAUACGACGGUACUAGGGCGCGGACGGCAAUCGGAGCUCCUCGACGGAGAUGAGGAUAGUGCAGAACCUGUCUUCAAAGGCAGUGCACUGAACAAAGGAAAAUCUGCAGGGGUUCAGAAACAACCAUAUCCUUCGAGCUUAUGUGCUUAGAGUCGUGCAUAUACCAAAUCAGAUUGUAUCAUCCUCGUUCACGAAGCUCAUUCGGAGGAUUUCCUGGAAAAUCAAUAGAUAUUUCUGCAAAGUGAUGUCGUUUACUGAUGAAUUCGAGACUAAUUUGGCUGUAAUACCAAAUCUAUUACAGAAGAAGUAUGCAUUGAUGCGUGAUCUAGACAAAAGCUUACAAGAUAUUUUUACCCAAUAUUGCACACAUACAAACUUGUUAAGCAAGCCGUUUAUUGUUGUCAGAAGUGCAGCGGCAAACUGAGCAGCGUUGUAAACUGGAAAUUGAGGACAUGAAGCAGCGUAUUAAGACUGGUAAUAUUACCUCAGACUCUUCACUUAUCAAGUUCUCGGAUGAUACACUGGAUGAACAAAAGCAUGCGAUCCGGAUUGCUGACGAGAAAGUUGCAUUAGCCAUUCAAGCUUAUGAUAUAGUAGAUACUCAUAUCCAACAGCUAGAUCAGUACCUGAAAAAGUGUGACGAGGAGCUCCGUAGAGCAGCUGCAGAGAGAGAUAAUGCCGUAGCUACAGGAUCACCUACUUCCACCUUUGAUAACAAUGUUAAAUCUGGAAGAUUGGGCGAUAGCAGCAAAGCAGGCCGUAAAAAAACCCGCCUUGGAACGACAACCCCAGCAGCAGCAGUAACAGCUAAUCCAGUGGGUAUGGAUUUGGAUCUACCUGUGGAUCCAAAUGAACCAACAUAUUGCUUCUGCAACCAAGUUAGCUACGGUGAAAUGGUUGCAUGUGACAAUCCUAACUGCAAGAUAGAAUGGUUUCACUAUGGUUGCGUUGCGCUUAAAGAACAACCAAAGGGUAAAUGGUACUGCUCUGAGUGUGCAGGGAAGAGAGGGCGCAAGAAAGGGAAGUAGUGAAUACGAGUCUGGCGUGGAGGGUACACGCAACAAUGUUGUGUAUACGGCUUAUUUUCACGCUCCCAAUUUUGUUUGUGUUCACAGACAACUUUCAAAAUUUCUAUAUUUGUAGAUGAUAAGGUGUGUACAAAAACAUGUACAAAAACAAUUUUCCUUCUCAAAUACAUGUAUUGUUCAUAGAUUAUAAUCCCUCAUGGCCUCAUCAAUAUAUUAUCGCAGUGCAUUUUGUAAAUUGAACAACGUUUGGUCCCCCCC
Messenger RNA from Cuscuta epithymum, 1298 nucleotides. The record is from the annotation of a GenBank genome assembly. NCBI's taxonomy places the organism in Eukaryota, Viridiplantae, Streptophyta, Magnoliopsida, Solanales, Convolvulaceae.